AUGAACAAGCUCAAACGACCCCACGGCGAAUCACUUGCUAGGGCGCCGGCGGAAGCACGGUGGCAGCCGGCGGAGAAGGAGCAGCCGGACGAGCGCGAGCACUACCACCACCCCCGCCCGCAGCGCUCCUCCUUCAACCUGCCGCCGCCGCCGACGAGAGGCGGCAUGCGCGGGGGUGCGAGGGGCCGCGGCGGCGGGGGACGCGGCCAGCCAAGCUUCCGCGGCGCCGUGCCCGUCGUUGCGGCGCCCACCACUCCCCACCAGGCGGUGCCCGGGCCGGCGCAGCAGCAAAAGAAGAAGAAGAAGGCCGCGAAGAAGAAGCCCACCCAAGCGGUGGUGCCGCCGAGUAACGCCUUCGACCAGAUCGCGCCCCAGAAGACUCUCUAUGUCCUCAACGAUGACUUCGAGAAGAAGCGGCCUGAUCGUCUCACGUGCACCUUUGCCAGCGUUCAUGGUUUCAAGUACAGGAAAUACACGACGGCGCCGAAGGUGGUGAAGCCGAUCGAGCUGCUGCAGAUCUACAGCGACCGACAGGCCCAGGCCCUGCAGGACAUGCUCGAGGAGCUGGCCCUCAUCGAGGCCGAGGCCCAGAGCCGCGAGAAGGGCAAGGAGAAGCUCGACCCCAGCGACCGCGGGCACCACGCGGUCGGCGAUGGCAGCGACGACGAGGGCGACGCCGACAUGCAGGAGGUGGUCAAGGAGCUGGUCAUGGACCUCGAGGCCCUCAACAGCGGCAAGGCCGUGCAGCUCGAACCCGAAUUCGACGCACCCGCGUCCCACUUUUUCGUCGCGGCCGACCACAUGCCACGCAAUUCUGGACACGCGGCGAAGCCGGUGUUCUUCGAGGCGGUGGAGAACAACACGGCCGACGGCGGUGAUUUUAAGGUGGCGGACCAGCCGCACGCGCAGGGCAGCCUCUUCUGGGACACCUCCGCGGCCUCCAACAAGCAGCCGCACCCCAAGCAGCAGGCCCUGAGCUUCGGCCCCGCGCGGCCUGACAUCUUCUUCAAGCCCUCGGCCGGCGCCAAGCCCUCGCCCAAGUCCCAGCAACAGGCCACCUCCACUAAUGGAAUGGAGGACGAGGACGUGCGGGAGUUGUGCGAGCUGGAGCGGCUGCUGCGGGACGGCUUCAUCACGCGUGAGCAGCACAGGGAGCGCGCCGCGCAGCUCAAGGAGGCCAUCCGCGUGCGCAAGGCGCUGGCCAAGCAGCGCAAGGCCGAACGCAAGCGCGAGCAGGAGGCCGAGGAGAAGCUGUGGGAGGAGCGCGACCGCAAGCUCAUGCUCGAGCGCCGGGAGGAGGAGAUGAAGCUCAAGGAGCAGAAGAAGAAGGAACUCACGCGCGCCGAGCUGGCGGGGCAGAUCAAGAAGGGGGUGGUGACGGUGGAGCAGCUGCUGGGCCUGUGGAAGACCGAGCUCCGGCCCCUGCGUCUGGAGGACUACUACACGCAGCCCUCCGCCGUCGCGACCACCCCGCUCGGCCCCUCCAAGCACUCCAAGAUCAUGACCGACGUCAUGUAUUUGCUGCAGAUGAGCGAUCCGACGAAGCAGUUCGGGAACACGAUCCAGCCGGCGGCGCUCCCGCAGACGCCGGAGGUGCUGCACAAGGUGGAGAAGAUCGCGGCGCACAAUCCGGGACUCGUCCGCAAGUUCGCGCACUACAUCCACACCGAACGCGAGAUGCGGACCGAGUGGCAGCGCAACGUGCAGGAGCGGCUGCAACUCGCCGUGUAG
Molecule: messenger RNA, 1731 nt
Organism: Acanthamoeba castellanii str. Neff
Lineage: Eukaryota; Discosea; Longamoebia; Acanthamoebidae
Exons: 8
Coding region: 1-1731 (576 amino acids)
Source: RefSeq, a predicted model, not a curated record